Messenger RNA from Rhineura floridana, 984 nucleotides. RefSeq names its product olfactory receptor 52K1-like. Gene Ontology annotation, biological process: G protein-coupled receptor signaling pathway. Gene Ontology annotation, cellular component: membrane. Gene Ontology annotation, molecular function: G protein-coupled receptor activity; olfactory receptor activity. Bases 1 to 984 code for a protein of 327 amino acids. NCBI's taxonomy places the organism in Eukaryota, Metazoa, Chordata, Lepidosauria, Squamata, Rhineuridae. The transcript has a single exon. The record is from RefSeq and is a predicted model, not a curated record.
AUGGUAAGAGGCAUCCAGGCUGAACUUGCCAAUGUCUCCUACACAGAAUUCCGCCUACUUGCCUUCCCCGGCCUCCAGGAAUCAACCCGGCACUUCUUGGCCAUCCCAUUCUUCUGCCUGUUUGUCAUGAUCGUCACGGCCAACUCCAUCCUCAUCUACAUAGUGAAGUCGGAGAAGAGCCUCCACUCCCCCAUGUACAUGCUCAUCGCAUUGCUCUUUGCUGUCAACACUGCUGGGGCCAUCAACAUCCUCCCCAGAAUGGUCCUCAGCUUCAUCCUUGGGGCCACUUUCAUCUCCCUGACGAGCUGCCUCAUACAGAUGUUCUUUAUUUACGCUAUACUUAUAUUUGACUGCAAUGUCCUUCUUAUGAUGGCUCUGGACAGGUACCUGGCCAUCUGCUACCCACUGCGCUAUGCAGACCUCAUGACUAACAAACUCCUGGCUCUGCUAGUCCUCGUCUCCAUGCUUCGCAGUGUCUUUGUCGUCACUCCAGUGGUGAUCUUGGCUUCCCGAGUGAGCUUUUGCCGUUCCAACAUCAUCGGCCACUUUGCUUGCGAGCACAUGGCCCUGAUGAGGCUGUCUUGCGGCGACAUCUCCAGGAACAAGAUUGUAGGGAUGCUGUUGAGAUCCCUCACCAUAAUUUUCGACGUUAGCUUCCUCCUGGCUUCCUACAGUCAGAUCAUCCACACGGCGCUCAAGAUCACAUCAGGCACCAUCAAGCACAAAGCCUUCCACACUUGCGGAACUCACCUCAUCGUCAUCAUCAUUGCCUAUUCCACCACUUUGUCUUCCUCCAUUGUUUUCCGAGUGGCCAAAGCAGCCUCAGAAGACGUCCACAACCUGCUAAGUGUCAUCUACCUGCUCUUCCCAUGGGCCAUUAACCCUUUUAUCUAUGGCAUGAGAACCAAAGAGAUCAGGAGUAGCCUCUUGAAACUCUUCUGGAGAAAAUGCGUGGGCUUGGCUUCUACGAACAAGAAGAGGUGA